This is a messenger RNA of Raphanus sativus (radish), 3639 nucleotides long. RefSeq names its product receptor-like protein 12. The coding region runs from base 24 to 2468 and encodes 814 amino acids. The transcript has a single exon. NCBI's taxonomy places the organism in Eukaryota, Viridiplantae, Streptophyta, Magnoliopsida, Brassicales, Brassicaceae. Gene Ontology annotation, molecular function: protein binding. The record is from RefSeq and is a predicted model, not a curated record.
ACUCAGAAAAAGAAAGAGAUACGAUGAUGACUCGAAGCCAUUGUUAUUGCUUUAUUACCAUCUUUGUCUCCCUCCUACUCCACACUCUUGCUUCUCCUACCCUCAACUUUUGCCGCCAGGACCAGAGGGAUGCUCUUUUGGAAUUCAUGCACGAGUUUCCUACUGCUAAGUCUUUUCCAAGUUCGUGGAACAAAAGAAGCGAUUGUUGUUUUUGGGAAGGAGUCAAGUGCGAUGAUAAAUCUGGCCAGGUUAUAUCACUAGACCUUUCUGAUAAAUCUCUUAACGGGUCUAUGAAAACAAACAGUAGCCUUUUCAAACUCCACUAUCUUCGUGAUUUAUUCCUUACUAAUUGCCAUCUCCAAGGAGAGAUUCCUUCUUCACUAGGAAACCUAAACCAGCUAAGACUCCUUAACCUUGAUUGGAACCAUGGUCUCACAGGAAAAAUUCCAAGUUCAAUCGGAAAUUUAAACAAUCUAAGAUACCUUAGAUUUGAAAACAAUGGUCUCGUAGGAGAAAUUCCAAGUUCAAUCGGAAAUCUAAGCCAGCUAAGACACCUUAGCCUUGGGUGUAACUCUCUCAUAGGAAAAAUCCCAGCUUCAAUUGGCAAUUUAGACCAGCUAAGAGACCUAAACCUUGGUUUAAAUGAUCUCAGAGGAGAGAUUCCUUCUGCACUAGGAAACCUUUCUCGUCUAUCUAAUCUUGAACUUAGGAAUAAUCAACUGGAAGGUGAAAUUCCAACUUCAGUCGGAAACCUCAGUGAACUAAGAGACAUUUGGCUGAGCUAUAACAUGUUAUGUGGUAAUAUUCCUAUUUCAGUCACCAAUUUAACGAAGCUUUCCUAUUUUAACAUCCACUCUAAUAACUUCACUUCCACGCUUCCAUCUAACAUGAGUGGAUUACACAAUUUGAAGGUGUUUGAUAUUGGUGAAAACUCAUUUUUCGGACCUUUUCCUGAUUCUUUGUUCAAAAUUCCCUCGUUGCUAUGGGUUGAUUUGGGAAAAAAUCAUUUCACGGGACCUAUACAGUUUGUGAAGAAUACGUCUUCAUUAUCAUCUGAGCUUUUUCACCUAGACCUUUCUCAUAACGCAUUCAGUGGCCUUAUCCCGGAAUCCAUAUCUGAUUUUUUCAGCUUUGAACAGUUGGUUCUUAGCCACAAUAAUUUCAGUGGGCCAAUCCCUUGUUCUAUAUCAAAGUUAGUCAAUCUCGAUUGGCUUGAUCUUUCCAACAACAACUUGGAAGGUGAAGUACCAAGUUGCUUAUGGAGAUUGAGGACGCUGAUGCAUAUGGAUCUAAGCUCGAAUCAUUUCCGAGGAUCAUUUCCCCAUUGGAUCUGCAAGCUAAAAGAGUUAAGCUUAUUAGAUUUGUCCAACAAUCUCUUCAACGGCUCCAUUCCUCCAUGUUUAAGGAACUCCAUUGGUUAUCUUACAGACAUGAUUCUGCGUAACAACAGUUUCAGUGGAACUCUUCCAGAUAUAUUUUCCAAAGCUACAAAGUUACAAAUGAUCGACGUUGGUCGUAACCAUCUGGAGGGAAGUCUUCCAAAAUCCUUGAUUCAUUGCAAGGCUCUGAAGCUUCUGAAUGUGGAAUAUAACAGAAUCAAGGACAAGUUUCCAUAUUGGUUGGGAUCUCUACCAUCACUAAAUGUUCUCAGCCUCAGAUCAAACGAGUUCUAUGGGACGAUGUAUAAGCGGAAUGUCUUCAUUGGGUUUCAUAGUUUAUGCGUCAUCGAUCUUUCACAUAAUGACUUAAGUGGAACUCUUCCACCUUCCUAUUUUUCCAACUGGCUUGGAAUUACCAAAAUAUACAACUUCUCAGAAAUGCCCAAGAGUAAACAACUGAUGUUUGGCAGCAGGUAUGAUUUUAGAUCGAUGGGAAUGGUGAAUAAAGGAGUAGAACUGAGGUACGAGAAAAUCCGAAAAGACUUCGGAGCCAUCAAUUUGGCUGGAAACAGAAUCUGUGGAAAAAUACCUGAAUCUAUUGGCUUCUUGAAAGAACUGCGUCUUCUCAACUUAUCAGGCAACACAUUCACAGAGGAUAUCCCACUAGCCUUGGCAAAUCUGACCAAUCUUGAGACGUUGGACCUCUCCAGUAAUAAGCUUUCAGGUCAAAUCCCACAAGAUCUUGGCAAGCUCUCAUUUCUGUCAUACAUGAACUUCUCUCAUAACCUUCUCCGAGGUCCAGUUCCACGUGGCACACAGUUUCAAAGCCAGAACUGUUCUUCGUUCUCCGACAACCCUGGACUCUACGGUCUCGAAGAUAUCUGUCACGAAGCCCAUGUCCCAUAUCCCCCCGAGGAAUCACCAGAGGCAGAGGAACAUAUGUUUAGCUGGGUGGUAGCUGCAAUAGCAUAUGGACCUGGUGUAUUAUGUGGCCUGGUGAUUGGACAUAUCUUUGCUUCACACAAUCAAGAGUGGUUCACAGAAAGGUUUGGUCGAAGAAAACUCAGAGUCACCACAAGUGCUCGUUAAGCCCAUCUCUUGCAGCCUCUCUAAUAAAAGCAUUUCUAAGGCAUUAUGUUGUCCAUUGUCCGAAGUCUUGUUCGUGUUUGUACUCAGUUUCCUAUGUGUCUUCUCCAAAAUACUCGUUUAUGUUUCGUUUGUAAUUUUCUAUUAAUGGUUUUGUAAUGAAAGUCUUGUAAAAGAAGUAUUUGAAUUAUUGAUAUAGUUUUCUACUCCACAAGAGUGUGAUGUAAGAUACAGAACCUCUGAUUCAAAUACGAAUUUUCAAUCAUAACAAUAGAAAUACUGAUAUACAUUCACUUUUAGGGUCACUGUGUCACAAGUCCCAUAUAUAAAUGGGAACGGUCGCUCGGUGGAACCAUCAACUUACCAAACAUCUAAAAGAGAACUAUCAACUUUAUAUCUGUUAAAGGAUCCAGAAAGAAUCGUAUACGUGAAAAUAGCAUAGUAGCAGCCGUGAUAAAAUAAAAUAAUAUGAUAACCGAAUCAAUGGUGAAGAGCACGGAAAAAGCAGAACAAGUUAAAUUUACAGAAUCUGAAAUCAACCGAAACAACCUUAAAACCUCAAGCUGUAGUAAAGUUUAUAUGAUCGAAGAUGCUACUCAAAACUAGAUGUUUACAACGACCCUCUCCAUUUUCUGAAAAGGUUUCUAUAUAUGUAUCACAAUUUCACAAGGUACACCUCACACUCUUCAUGUGUAUAAGCUUCUCUUUACUACACGACCAAACACCAACCUUGAGAGCCUUUGUUCAUAAUAGGUCCAACUGAGAUGGCUGUGAAGUCUCAAAUAUGAAACCAAAUGUAGUCAUUUUAUCAUUUAGUUUAAUAUAGAACUUACUGUCACUUGUGUUUCACUGUGUGGUACAACCGGUUUUCGCUUCUCUUCACAUUUUAUCAACACUUUUGCUUCUCCCACACGUCAAUCAUACUAUCCUUGCCCAUAACGAUUUCGAUUUGCUAGAAUAUAAAUGGAGGGAUUCCGACGUUCGAAGAACAGCUUUAACUUUAGAUAUAUGAAGGAUCCAACAACUAGCCCAAAGUAUGUUAUGGGAAUGCCUUUUCCGUUACGUCACAUAUAUUAAUCUAAAUUCUUUAAAUGUAAAUAACAUGUUCAUGAUUAAUUAUGAAUAACACGCUGCAAUACUAGCAUUGAAUUUAAAUCACUACAACACAUAUAUA